Messenger RNA from Drosophila arizonae, 1860 nucleotides. It is a transcript of the gene ninaG, whose product is annotated as neither inactivation nor afterpotential protein G. The record is from RefSeq and is a predicted model, not a curated record. Lineage: Eukaryota; Metazoa; Arthropoda; Insecta; Diptera; Drosophilidae. Gene Ontology annotation, molecular function: flavin adenine dinucleotide binding; oxidoreductase activity, acting on CH-OH group of donors.
AGUUUUCUCUGUGAGUUUAGCCAACCACUUAGUUGUAUUUCAUCAUAUCAGGGUACUAACACAACAUGGGAGUGCAUUUUCAAAAACUGCUGUGUAUUGGCGCCAUCGUCAUUGGUUUUUUUGCGGCAUUGUUGAUUCUUGUUUGUAAAUUGCAUGAAGACAACAUACCUAAUGUAUUAAAACUUGAGAACAGAGAACUUGUCUUUGAUUAURUUAUUGUUGGAGCUGGUACGGCUGGUUCUACGCUUAGCUCUCUAUUGGCCAAGCACAGCAAUGGAAGUAUAUUGCUUAUUGAGGCUGGUGGCUCUUUUGGCUAUUUUAGUCGGAUUCCUCUGCUAGCAACAUUUCAACAAAAAGGCAUUAAUGACUGGUCUUUUCUCUCGGUGCCUCAGAAGUACUCGUCCAAGGGCUUGAUUGAGAAACGUCAGUGUCUGCCAAGAGGCAAGGGCUUGGGUGGAUCAGCUAAUCUCAACUAUAUGCUACAUUUCGAUGGUCGUGCUUCCGACUUUGACUCGUGGCAUAAAUUGCACAACGUAAGCGAUUGGAGUUGGAAUGACGUGAGUCCUUUUAUGACUGCCGCUAAGCCUAAGAAGGAGGAGCUUUAUGAAAUACCACGUAGUUACUCCCUGUUAUCGGAAGCUCUAGACGAAGCAGCUGCAGAAUUUAUGCACGAACCUUGGCAAUUUCGACGGUCCAUUUACAAUAUCAAGAACGGAUUAAGGCAUUCGGUGCUGCAACAAUUUCUCUUGCCCGUGAUCAACAGCGUGAAUCUUCGUGUGCUGCCCCAGGCACUAGUCAAGCGUAUAAACCUAUCCCCGAGCUCCAAUCUAAAAGCCAGUUCCGUUGUAGUAGGUAUUAAGGAUGAGCAGAACAAGGAGCUCGAGUUUAACAUCAAAGUACGGCGUGAGUUGUUGCUUUGUGCAGGUGCCUACCAAAGUCCGCAACUGCUUCUGGCCUCUGGAAUCGGUGACACCAAACUGUUGAAGGAGGUGGGACUGCCUGUGCAAUAUCAUUUGCCACUGGUGGGUCAGGGACUGCAUGAUCAUUUGAAUGUGCCUCUGUUCGUCUCAAUAGACAUUAUCGGACCUACGCUGAAUCAGCGAACGCUGCUUAAUCCAAUGAACCUAUUUAAAUAUUUUAAUACGGGCACUGGGGCCUUCGGAAAUUUUGGAGUGCUUGGACAUGUAGCUGGUUACGAGGAGCCGAUGCCCUUUGGCAUCACCUUCUUUGGCGCUGGCGCCAUAGAUGAAAGUGCACUCAUGUCUAUUUCAAACUUCAAGCGUUCAGCAUUUCGGGCGCUUUUCCCACGCUAUCAUAAUGCUUCCCAGGAAGGAUUCGUUGUCAUAUCCAGUUGCUUGCAACCGAGAUCAAGGGGCUUUGUUUCAUUGCUUCAUAAAACAAUGCGUAGAAAUCCUCUAAUUGAUCUCAAAUAUUUAAGCGAUGAGCAGGAUGUGGCCUGUACUAUAGCAGCCAUAAGAAAUGCUGUGAAGAUUGUCACAUCGUCCGCUUUUAGCAAAUUGCGACCGCAUAUUCAUUGGCCCAAACUACAGGAGUGCGCUAAUUUUGGACCGUUCAAAAGAGAUUUCCUUGAGCACCAACCUUCGGAUAAUUAUUUGGAAUGUCUCAUGCGGCAUAUAGGACUGGGCUCACACCAUCCGGGUGGGAGUUGUGCUCUAGGCAGUGUCGUUGACUCGCAGUUAAGAUUGCAUGGUAUAUCUAACGUGCGUGUUGUCGAUGCUAGUGUGCUGCCUCGACCCGUUUCGGGAAAUCCAAAUACUGUUAUUGCAGCUAUUGCCAUGCGAGCAGCAUCGUGGAUACUAAAGGACGAGUUGCAAAAUAAUUAAUAUUGGAAAAUAUCAU